Messenger RNA from Biomphalaria glabrata, 3012 nucleotides. RefSeq lists its product as uncharacterized. NCBI's taxonomy places the organism in Eukaryota, Metazoa, Mollusca, Gastropoda, Planorbidae. The coding region runs from base 334 to 1950 and encodes 538 amino acids. The transcript has 12 exons. The record is from RefSeq and is a predicted model, not a curated record.
UAGUGUGUUGUUGUUUUUUUUUCUUUACCUCUUGUUUCGAAUAAUUUUUUUUUGGGCUCCAAUAUUUGAUCAGCCCUUUUGAUUUCAGUCAAAUAUUUGAGUGCAUUUUUUAUUUCAUUUUAGAAUUUCGCAGGGCAAGUUUUGUGAAAUGAAUAUAUUUGAAAGAAAAGAACACAUUUUAAGGGUAUAGGUCUAAAACAACGUGAAAGGAUAUAAAAAUGCACUGUAAGGAUAUGAACACAUUUGAUGGAUACAUUCUGAAGGAAAGCAUUGGCUGUGGCGCAUCUCAUAGUUACGUUGCUUGGAGUCUUCACUGACCAGCUGCACAUAAUUAUGGCCACUGCCCUACCGUUGUGCAUAAUUCUACUUGGAUGUUGUCUUUGCCUUGAAGUAGCAAAAGGGCAACCUUAUUAUGAUCCCGAAGGCAACUACUAUGAUCUCAAUCCGUCCGCCCCGGACGUCGGCGUCACGUCCGAGCCUUCUACAGCAUUGGCGAAAACGACUUCACGAGCCAGCGGCAACGACUCCAAAGACUCACACCCGGGUGUUUCCGGAAGUCACUAUUACGACGAGUUCAUGCGACGCGACGAUGUUCCGGACGUGAAGUACCUGGAAGACACGGGUGCCAGCAAAGAGGAGGAGGAUUACGCGCCCCUGCCCAGGGCAAUGGAGCCAGAGAUGAUCUUCAACCACGCCUACAAGAACAACGCCACACAGCCGCCUCGCAGCACGUUCGCCCAGACGGAUGGGCUUAUGGUGCGAAUCUCGAAUCGCACCCAACACGAGGCUGGAAACAUUUCCUGUGACGUGGUGAGCAAUGCCGGAUGUGACGUCAUACACUACGAACGGUGCGACCCAAAAACGAGAUCGUGCCAGUGUCUGAAAGGCUUUUUACGCGAGACAGCUGCAGGCGGGCAAGGAGCUUGUAAAGCUGCCAGUUUCUAUCAUGGUCAUCUGACUGUCAAUGCCCCAGGAGUUGACCAAAGUUACUCCGUAGAACAGCUUCAGCCAAUCAAGUGGAGGCUGAUGACCUUGAUUCAACUCACUUUUACGAAGCAGAACAUCCGGGGCGUAUUAGAUCUCGACAUUCACUCCAUCGAGAAGCAAGGUCAGCGAAUGACAUUGAAGUUUGAGCUCACCAUGGACAAGUCCUUGACCUCCGGACUGGGAGAAAUACAAAAUGUACUAAGCCAGCAGUUGAUGGUGACCCCGAGGGGCGACAUGCUCCUAGAAUCUGAAGUGAAAGGGGCAUUAGUCAACAACAGCGAAUAUUCUAGUUUGUUCUCUCCCCUUGUUGAAAUUAACCCCUGCAUCAACAGUGAUCACAACUAUUGCAGCACGCACGCUAUUUGUUCUUACGUUGGCGACGCUGUGACCUGUCAAUGUGAGAAUGGCUUUGAUGACCCUACACCUAACCUAUAUAGACUUCCCGGUGAACAUUGUGUGGAAAAAUGUCAUUGUCAAAAUGGUGGGCUAUGUGUAGAUGACGACAUCUUAUCUGGUACUAAACAAUGCAGCUGCUUAAAAUGGUAUUUUGGAACACAGUGUGAAAUUGACGGAAAAGAAGUUCUGGUGAUCUGCUGCAGCAGCAUUGGGAGCCUGGUUGUCCUUAGCCUUCUGCUAUGUUGCUGUUACUACUUUUGCAGCAAACACAAAGACAGCAAUGUGAGAUCAAGGAUGCUUCAUUUCUCACCGGAUAUCAGUAUCCUCAAACUACCCAGAGUCUGGAUGGACACCACAACAAGCUUUCAUGAACAUGAAUUGUCACCUGAGAAUAACCGAAGAAUUAGCAUAACCUCAGAGAGUAACCCUUAUUUUGAUGGUUAUAUUUUGGAAGAUAUACCUUUGAGCACCUUACCCAGACAUGCAGAAGCCCAUUCACCAUAUUAUCAAACUACUUUGGGACAUCAUCAAGCAACUAUGUCCUCACAUUCAUUCUACAGAUAUUGAUUCAUGUUCAACUGUUUUUAAAAUUUGAACCAACUUAGUUGUACCACUGUUAGCUAAGAACAGAUCAAGAUGAUUGUCUGAAGUUUGUUGCUUUGAAUGUCUGCAUAUUGGGCACUUGGUGAACAUCAUGGCAUUUCUAAGACAUUGUGUGCCUUUCUUGAGCUAUCACUGCAUUACAAUUAUGACAUUGUCUUUCAGCCUAUCUCGAAUCAUAUUUGGUCUUAUUUACAAAUAAUUUAGUUUAUAACAGAUCUGUGGCAUUUUACGUCUCAACAGACAAUCUUUACCCUUUGCAACAGAUAAGGAACAUUUAAUUUUGCACUGUCUUUCUUUAGCUGCGUUACUGUAUGGACAUUGUCUUUCAGAGUUUACUAAAAGAAAUAAUUCUUCACAAUGGCGACUUUUAUAAAUAAAUUUUUUAAAUAUUGUAUUUUGAAAUUCAGAUUGUGACAUUUUUUAAAUAACUAAUCUUCAUCACCUGUUCCAGCACUUUUAGACUUUUUUUUUUAAAGGGCCUUAUCUUGGCCAAAUAAGAUUUACAUUAAUAAAAUAAAAUAAAUUUGCCAAAUACUUGAGAAAGUAUGUCCACUGAUUUGUUGUCAAUAACCAUAAAAUUCUGAGAGAACAGGGAGAGAGAGAGAGAACAUAAAGAUGAACCAUGCCUAGGCGUAUAAAAAUUAAUAUGCAUGUUUUGCUUUUAAAGAGAUUUUGCUUGGAUACGUAUGAUGGUUUUUUACAAACUUUAGUUGCUGUGCUUUCAUGAUUUUUUCUUUUUUCAAAUAUCUUCAGGAUUGAAGAUGUCAUUUAAUGUUCUUAUCUUACAAUGUAUAAUUACAAGAUGUGGCAAAAUAACUGAAGACAACUUUGUUGAUUCUUUCUGAAAUACUUUAGCUGUUAUUGAAAUACAUAGAUCAACUUCCUUCAUCUGGUAGUGCAGUUUAAUUCCAUACCUUUGUUUGCCAAUAAAAGAAAACUAUUUGACUUAGAGUGCAUUAAUAAAAAAAAUUAAACUUGAGAGUCCAUUCAACCCAUUUGUCAGCUAAUAAGGACUUGGGAGGAAUU